AUGGCGGAUGCCGACGAGGCCUCGGCAUACUUCACGCCGCGAGGCUUAGAUUCUCGCCCAACGGGAGCGAUCUGCAGGCCCGUCUGGGCUGCAAAGCAGCUCGGCUACGACGUGCGCAACACGUCGGGCCCCAUCCUGCAAAGCAGCAGCUCAAACACGGCGGCAGACACCUGGACCACAGCCGCGCUCGCCGCGGCCGAGGGCGCCGACUGCAUCCUCUACUUUGGCGGCCAGGACACGUCAGUCGCCGCCGAGGGGCUAGACCGCGUGUCGCUCGACUGGCCGACGGCGCAGCCAACAUUGCUCGCCAAGCUAGCUGCACACGACAAGCCACUCAUCGUCGUGCAAAUGGGCGACCAGCUCGACAACACGCCGCUCCUCAACAGCAACAACACGGGCAUCAACGCCAUCCUCUGGGCCAGCUGGCCGGGACAGGAGGGCGGGCCAGCCAUCAUGGACCUGAUCCGCGGAGCCGCGGCGCCGGCCGGCCGCCUGCCCGUGGCGCAGUACCCAUCAGCCUACACGCAGCUGGCCAUGACCGACAUGCACCUGCGUCCCGACGCCGGUGCGAGCCGCCCCGGGCGCACGUACCGCUCGUUCGCGGGCGCGGUGCAGCCGUUCGGCUUCGGGCCGCACUACACGACGUGGGAUAUCACCGCGCUGGCCAACUGCAGCGCGCCGCACGCGGACCUGUGUCCGCUCCCACCGCUGCGAAUCCGCGUGCACAACACGGGCGCCCGCACCAGCGACUACGUGGCGCUGGCCUUCACGCAGUCCGCCGCCGGGCCGGCGCCGCACCCCCUCAAGACGCUCGCGGCGUACGGGCGGGCGCGGGCGGUCGGGGCGGGCGCGACGGUGGUGCUAGAUUUCGGGUGGACGCUGGCCAGCCUCGCGCGUCACGAUACGGAUGGGAAUACCGUGCUGUAUCCUGGCACGUACACGGUUGUGCUUGAUGUCGCGCCCCAGCAGGCGCAUGUUUUUACCGUGACCCUGACGGGCGAGAUGGCGGUGCUGGAUUGGUGGCCUGCGCCGCCUACUACUGGUACUAAUAACAAGGGUCUGGCUCUCUUCCAAAUUGUCCACAAGAACCACCUGGGUAAAUCAGUCAGUUGUGCGUUCGGCCUAAUUGACAACGAACGUGAGGAAGGCUUCAACUGGCUCAUGGACACGGUCAACGAGCAUCGCGAAGAAAUCGGCGCACAACGUCCUGCGGUUACAAUUACCGACUUUGAGAAGGCUAUGAGGCUCAAGCUCGAGACCCAGGAGCGCAACAACAAGAGGAAGACAAGGAAGAAGAAGAAGAUAACGAAGAAGAAGAUAACGAAGAAGAAGAUAACGAAGAAGAAGAUAACGAGGAAGAAGACUUCGUGA
Lasiosphaeria miniovina is the source of this 1371-nucleotide messenger RNA. RefSeq names its product glycosyl hydrolase family 3 C-terminal domain-containing protein. The record is from RefSeq and is a predicted model, not a curated record. The transcript has 5 exons. NCBI's taxonomy places the organism in Eukaryota, Fungi, Ascomycota, Sordariomycetes, Sordariales, Lasiosphaeriaceae. Gene Ontology annotation, molecular function: xylan 1,4-beta-xylosidase activity; alpha-L-arabinofuranosidase activity. Gene Ontology annotation, cellular component: plant-type cell wall. The coding region runs from base 1 to 1371 and encodes 456 amino acids. Gene Ontology annotation, biological process: xylan catabolic process; arabinan catabolic process.